CGGCCUCCCCUCCGCGCCGGUGCGCGGCGCCCCGUCCCAGCCGCCGCCGCCGCCUCGCCCGGGUCGGAGAGCGCCGAGCCGCGAGGCCGGGCCGGGACUGCCGGGGGCGCGGCGCCGACGCCGAGGCGCGGCCAUGGACGGGAAGACCCGCGCCGGGGUCGCGCUGGUCCCGGGGCCGAGCGGCCGCGGGCCUUCCGCCCGCCGCCGCCGCCCGGGGCUGCUGCUCCCCGGCCUCUGGCUGCUGCUGCUGGCCCGGCCGGCCUCGUGCGCCCCAGACGAGCGUUCUCCUGAGCAGCGCGGCCUCGCUUUGCCCUCCGUGGAGCUCCCGCCGCGGGAGAGCACCGUGGGGAGCCCCGCACACACAGCCUUAGCAAAAACCGCCCCAGGGGCCCGGCCCAGCCGUUCCCUCCAGGGCACGCCAUCCCCAGCCACCACUGCUUCUGAUACGGCCUUCUCAGACCCGGGACCGCUGACCCAAAGUGCAGCAGGUCACAGCAUCUUCGGGGCGAACUCCGUGUCAGUGACGAGCAAUGAGGUGGUCCUCGAAGAGGAUGAGAUGGAGAACUUCUUGCCAGAAACCCAGUGGCCCACCUCCCGCCUGGUUUCCCCAGCGCAGCACCUCACAGCCAGCCCCCCGGGGCUGCCGGGAGAAGCACUGGACUCCCUGCCGACGCCGUCCUUACCCGAGGUUUCUUCUCAAGAUGAAGAAGUGGCCUCAGCCUGGGAAGACACGGCACAUGCUGAUUCUGCGAGUCCCGUUGGCGCUUUUCGGUUGACCGUCCUCCCCAGCGAGGGCGCAAUUCCAGCUCCCAGUAGGAACUUGGUGCUUCAUCCUCCUGACCCUCCCGGGCACUUACCAGGCAGGACGUCGCUGGAGACGCUGGAGACCGCGGCCUCAGGAGCAGAGGGCGCUGCAAGCCUCCUUUUCAGCCCAGCGUCAUCUGUGUCUCAGCCAGUAGGCGAUGGCGUCACCCGCCAGCCAUUGCCCCCCUCGGGGGAGGUCUCGGCGCCUCCAGAGGAAGUUCUGGCCACGGGUACAGACCGAUCCUCUGCAGGGACCACUGCUUGGGGUCAGAGGCCAGGAGAAACCGUCUCUGCAGGAACGUUUUCCACUGCCACCGUGUCCCAGACGGCCCUUGCUUUGGGAAAUCACGGCAGCUGCAGCAGCAGCAGCAGCAGCAGCAGCAGCAGCAGCAGCAGAAAUUCAGCUUUGUCUCCAACUCUCCCUGCGUCUGUGUCCUUUUCUACUCAAUCGGCUGAUGUCUCCCACAACCCCGUUCUUCCCGGCAACUCCAGGGACGCGUGGGAAGUGCCUGGCAGUUCAGCGUUCCCGGGGCGCGCGGGCGACGCCCACGCCUGGCGCCCCGCGUCUCCACCCAGACCGUACACGUGGUGUGCAUCCUGCACCAUGGUGUCCCCACGGCACGGUUUGUCACCGAGCCUCGCGGAGAGAGACGUGGGCUCGGGGGACGGCGCGGAGGCCGUGACCGGGUGGGCGGGGAGCAGCAGCGUCUCCCCGCUGAGCGGCACGGCGGCGGACCUCUCGGAGUUCGAGGGGGAGCCUCAGGACUACAAUACGCUUUUCCCCUCGAGACCCGUGGUCCCACUGUCUUCCCCAUCCGUGGAAAUCUCCAGAACAAGUGUCGGGCUUGCAGCCGAGGUGUCCAGGAGCAGUGUCCUGUCCAGCCCGGCGUCUCCUUCCCCUGGCCGCCUCUCCCUGCCAGUGUCACUCGGCACAACUGCCUUUGGCUCCUUCUCUGGCGCGGAGACUCAAGGAACGCCACCCAGUGGGACCGCUGUGUCUCCCUCGCUCACUCCCGGUGCUCUCCUCGCCUCGUCCUUCUCCGUCGCCGCAAAUGCGCCCACGCCCUCGCUUGCUCCCAGAGACCCAGCUCUCUUCUCUUCUUAUGGUUCGGAUCCGUCAGGAGAGCCUGCCCGUGUUUCCCACCACGAAGGUGCAAGUACGCUGGCCUGGGCCUCAGGCUUUUUCUCGACGCCGCCCCUGGAGCUCAGCGGCGCGGUGCCUUCAUCUUCAGGGCUCCUCCUUGCCUCUCCGGCUCCGGGGUCAAGCCAUCUGUCAGCCUUCGCCCCUCAGGACUUUUCUACCCUGGUUGAGGCAUUUACAUUGUCCGACUCGAUCAGUUUGCAGCCACCUCAGCUUCCUGUUCCUAACUCCACGAACCGGGAAUUUUCUCAGCUCUGGCCAAGUUCAGACCUUCGUUUAAAUGCGUCCGCUUUUCUCCCUGGAGACUCGGAAGCGACGCCGCUGUCAAGCUUCCCCUCCGAGGCUCUCAAGUUCUCUGGAGCAUCCGCAGUUUCGCCGACAGAUUCUGAAGCUCCUUUUACCUCGGCCGGCACUGCAGCUACCUCCGACUUUGCGUUUCCACCCACGUCCCAUGAACCUGCAGCCCCAACCUCGGUGCCCUCCAGUUCGGAGCCCGUCCUUGACAUUUGGACUCCGGGACCUCACUUAACGUCGCUUUUGACUGCUUUUCAUACAACAGCUCCUCCAAUGGAAUCAUCUCUUUUUUCGACUCCGUCCCCUUCUGAUGGUGACCUCCGGGCUAUGGAUGAUCCCACGUCUGUCUCGUCCUCUUUCUCCACAGUCAUUCCCACCACCACAGUGCUGGUCACGGCCAUGUCCCCAGCGUCAGCAUCCUCACUGGUUUCUGAAGUGACCCCUUCACCCGCACCUACAGAGCCUCGGUUCGUGGGCCCAUCCUCCUCCCCCACAGAGGCGGCGAUGAACAUCACCACCGUUCCAGGCACAUCCGGUACCCCUGCCGGCCCCACCAGCGCUGUGGACACCGUCCCGAUCAGCAGCCCCGAGACUCAGGGUCCCCACGAGAGCAGCGUGGCUCUUCCCUCGCCGUCCCUCCACCCCGGCUCCACCCCCACCCCCGAAGCCAUGGCCACUAUUCCAGCCUCGCUCCCCACCAAGCCGCCAUAUGUGUGUGACGUCACCGUUCCUGAUGCCUACUUGAUCACGACUGUGCUGGCCAGGAGAGCCGUGCAGGAGUACAUCAUCACGUCCAUCAAGGAGGUGCUGAGGGUCCACUUCAACCGCGCUGUGGAGCUCAAGGUUUACGAACUGUUCGCUGACUUCACUUUCCUGGUCACGUCGGGCCCCUUUGUCUACACGGCAAUAUCCGUCAUCAACGCGCUGGUGAACAGCAAACUGGUGCGCGACCAGACGCCUCUCAUCCUGGCCGUGAGGCCGUUCCUCCUCGCGCCGGAGUCCAGGUUCCAGGUUCAGACGGUCCUGCAGUUCGUGCCUCAGAGCGUGGACACCGGCUUCUGCAACUUCACGCAGCGCAUCGAGAAAGGCCUGCUGAUAGCGCUCUCCGAAGUGAGGAAACACCAUCUGGGCACCUACAACUUCACUGUGCAGAUCUUGAAUGUCACCGUGGGCUCUUCAAGGGUGGCUCCUCGCCGGGGCCCGGUGAACAUCGUCUUUGCCGUUAAGAGCGCGCAGGGGUUUUGGAACGGGACCCAAGUGAGUGAACUGCUCCGGAACCUGAGUGUGGUGGAGUUCAGCUUCUACCUGGGGUACCCGGUGCUCCAGAUCGCCGAGCCCUUCCAGUACCCGCAGCUCAACCUGUCCCAGCUGCUGAAGUCGUCCUGGGUGAGAACAGUCCUCCUGGGCGUGGUUGAGAAGCAGCUUCAGAACGAAGUGUUUCAAGCCGAGAUGGAGCGCAAACUGGCCCAGCUGCUGGGUGAGGUGUCCACCAGAAGGCGGAUGUGGAGAAGGGCCACCGUGGCUGCCGGCAACAGCGUGGUGCAGGUGGUGAACGUGUCGCGGCUGGAGGGAGACGACCAUCCCGUGCAGCUCAUCUACUUUGUGGAAGAUCAAGACGGAGAGAGACUCAGUGCGGUCAGGUCUUCGGAUCUGAUUAACAAGAUCGAUAUCCAGAGAGCGGCCAUUAUCUUGGGUUACCGAAUUCAGGGCGCUGUGGCCCAACCCGUGGACAGGGUGAAGGGGCCGUCGCCGGAGUCCCAGAGCAGCAACCUCUGGGUCAUCGUGGGCGUGGUCAUCCCCGUGCUGGUGGCCAUGGUGAUUGUGGUCAUCCUCUACUGGAAACUCUGCCGCACGGACAAGCUGGACUUCCAGCCCGACGCCGUGGCCAACAUUCAGCAGCGGCAGAAGUUGCAGAUCCCCAGCGUGAAGGGCUUCGAUUUUGCCAAGCAGCACCUGGGCCAGCACAACAAAGACGACAUUCUGAUUAUUCAUGAGCCAGCUCCGCUGCCGCCGGGACCUGUGAAGGACCACACCACGCCCUCUGAAAAUGGAGACGUCCCGAGCCCCAAGGCCAAGGUCCCCUCCAGGAAUGUCCGUCACCGAGGAAGAAUUUCGCCCUCGGAUGCCGACUCCACCGUGAGUGAAGAGUCCAGCGAGAGGGAAGCAGGAGAGAAGGCACCAGGUGCUGCGAAUGAUGGCAAGUCCUGCAGAGCCCCACCCAGCGGGCCGCCGCCACCCAGCUCCGGGAAUGAGCAGCACUCUUCCGCCUCCAUCUUCGAGCACGUGGACAGGAUCUCCCGCCCCUCGGAGGCCAGUCGGAGGGUCCCCAGUAAGAUCCAGCUGAUCGCCAUGCAGCCGAUCCCCGCACCUCCGGUUCCCCACCCCGUGCUGGCUGACCGCGUAGCAGAGACCAACAAAAUUAACAAAGAGAUUCAGACGGCGCUGCGGCACAAGUCGGAGAUCGAGCACCACCGCAACAAGAUCCGGCUCCGUGCCAAGCGCCGCGGCCACUACGAGUUCCCGGUGGUGGACGACCUGUCGUCGGGCGACACGCGGGAGCGGCACCGGGUGUACCGCAGGGCGCAGAUGCAGAUCGACAAGAUCCUGGACCCCACGGCCAGCGUGCCCUCCGUGUUCAUAGAGCCCAGGAAGAGCUCGAGGAUCAAGCGUUCUCCCAAGCCACGCCGGAAACAGCAGGUCAACGGCUGCCCCGGAGAUGCCGAGAAGGACAGGCUCAUCACCACGGACAGCGACGGCACUUACAAAAGGCCCCCCGGCGUCCACAACUCUGCCUACAUGGGUUGCCCAUCCGACCCUGACCUUCCAGCAGACGCACAGACGCCGUCUUCUGCUGAGCUGGGCCGCUAUCCAGGCCUGCCCUUCCCGGCCCCCCAGUACGUCCCGCCCCAGCCGUCCAUCGAGGAGGCCCGCCAGACCAUGCACUCCCUCCUGGACGACGCCUUUGCCCUGGUGGCCCCCAGCAGCCAGCCCACCAGUGCCGCAGCCGCGGGCUCCGGGGUUCCAGCCGGCCUGCCUGCGAACAGCACCCCUUCCCGGGAAGAGAGAAGAGCCACCCAGUGGGGGUCCUUCUACAGCCCAGCUCAGACGGCCAACAACCCGUGUGGCAGAUACGAAGACUAUGGGAUGACGCCCCCAGCAGGCCCAUUGCCAAGACCCGGUUUUAGCCCCGGUUUGCUGCAGUCUUCAGAGCUGGUGCCUUCCGAGCCCCAGCAGCCUCAGGCAUCUGCUGAAGCCCCGUUUGCUGCCCGAGGGAUCUACUCCGAGGAUAUGCCAUCGGUGGCCCGGCCUCGGCCUGUCGGGGGUACCACAGGCUCCCAGAUCCAGCACCUGACGCAGGUGGGCAUUGCGAGCAGAAUCGGAGCUCAGCCCGUGGAAAUGCCACCCAGCAGAGGCGGCCAGUACGGGGGGCCAGGCUGGCCUCCGUACGGGGAGGAUGAGGCGGGCCGAAGAGAGGCCACACACGUGCUCGGGCAUCAGGAGUAUCCCUCUUCACCGCUGUUCCAGGUGCCAAGGACUUCAGGUAGGGAGCCCUCGGCGCCCCCGGGGAACACCCCGCACAGAGGGCUGCAGGGCGCCGGGCUGGCCUACGCCGCCAGCUCCACGGAGGACCUGCAGCCCGGCCACUCCUCGGCCUCGCUCAUCAAGGCGAUCCGCGAGGAGCUCCUGCGCCUCUCCCAAAAACAGACCGCCGUGCACAGCUUCCACAGCUGAUGGGCCUCGCCUUGCGCGUGUGCCAAGUAUCCGCUUCCCGUGGAAGCAAGACUCUCACAGGAAACCAGCCGCGGGGGCGCCUGCAAGAGGACCAGUGCCUGCUUGAGCCCCCGGCCUGCGGAAGGGAGCAAGUUGCAAUUUGAGAAGAUGCCAUUAAGUUGUGUGGCAGCUCAUGGAGCUUUUAAUGAGUUGGCAUUGUCGCGACCACUUGGGUUCCAUUGUGAUUUCCAUACUUCUUGGCCAAAAGCCAACAGCACUUCCCGGAAGACGAACCACAAACCUCAGUUACCAGAAUUUCUAAGCUCGUCUCCCUUUUCAAGGCAAAAGAUGGAAAUGUAUGAAAUGUGUGGGGCUGACGGGAAUCCAGCGUUUCCGUGGGAAGACAUGUUCGAGGUUGGUUUGUACGAUGCACCCGCUGCUUUGUUUUCUGAGAAGGAGAGGCCGGAAGACGUUUCGUUCACAGCUUACUUCCCCCCCGUUUCUCCGUAGGAACUUACGUUACUAGUAAUAUUAACAGCAAGGACACUAAGGCUGUUCGGGGAUUUACAAAGCUACUAGUGAGAAACCAAAUGAUAGAUUGUAGAGCCUGACCCUCCCAGUCGAAGCCAUUGCCUGUGUUUCCCCUCCUUCUUCUGGUGCUACAGCUCCGGGGCGCUCCACCUCCAUGUCUGGGAAACCAACUUUGGCUUUUCAGUGGAAGAAUAUGUCGAAGGUUUUGUUUUGUUCUAGAAAGAAAAGAAAAAAAAAACGCUCCCAAAUGAGGGGGGGAGGGAAGUUUCCUAUUUAUUUGGUUAUUCAAAAUACAUGUCGAAGUUUAGAUUUA
This is a messenger RNA of Artibeus jamaicensis (Jamaican fruit-eating bat), 6794 nucleotides long. RefSeq names its product KIAA1549 ortholog. The record is from RefSeq and is a predicted model, not a curated record. Lineage: Eukaryota; Metazoa; Chordata; Mammalia; Chiroptera; Phyllostomidae. The coding region runs from base 134 to 5971 and encodes 1945 amino acids. The transcript has 20 exons.